GUUUAUUUAAGGACAGUAGGAGAAGAUAAACCUCCUCAGAGAAAGCCAAGCUCACCAAGUUCGGUCAUGGCGACUUCUCAUCAACCUCUGCUUGAGCCUCCCAAAGCAAAAACUUCUCUCUUCAAGUAUCUGUGUGUGUUUCUCUCCUUAGUUGCCAUCAUAGGCCCACUUGCAAGAGUUACCAUCAGGUUGAUCAAUCCCAUCUCCUCCAACACUCCCUUAACAGCCCAUGUUUGUGAUCAAGCCCAUGAUCCCGUGUCGUGUUUAGCCGUGGUGUCGGAAGUAGAAUCUGGUGGAUCGUCACAAACGAACAGUGUAGAUUUGUUGAAGAUGGUCCUAGAAAGAUCAACAUCACACAUCCAAGAAACCAUUGAUACGGCCGUCAAUAUCAACGGUCGGAUCAAUGAUCGUAGGGAACAAGCUGCUCUAGCAGAUUGUCUAGAGUUGAUGGACCUAUCCAUGGAUAGAGUGAUGAACUCUAUGGUGGCUUUUGGAAGCCCAUCGGCCCGUUCCCACUUCGAUGCCCAUUCAUGGCUUAGCAGUGUACUCACGAACCAUGUUACAUGCUUGGAUGUUCUGGAUGGGCCGGCUCGGCCCAUCAUGGAGCCUAUGCUUAAAGAUCUAAUGUCAAGGGCAAGAACUUCCUUGGCCCUGCUGGUUGCAAUACGACCAAGGGAAGUUGAAGUGUUACAGCCACUAAACGGAGAUUUUCCGUCUUGGAUAACCAGAAGGGAUCGGAGGCUCUUGCAAUCUUUGCCUAAGGACAUCAAGGCAAAUGUGGUGGUGGCGAAGGAUGGCAGUGGGAACUACAAGACGGUCAAAGAAGCUGUGGCAUCGGCACCAGAUAAGAGCAAGACCCGUUAUGUAAUCUAUGUUAAGAAGGGGACUUACAAAGAAAAUGUUGAGAUCGGGAAGAGUAAGAAGAAUGUGAUGAUUGUUGGUGAUGGGAUGAAUUUGACCAUUAUUACUGGAAGUUUAAAUGUCGUGGAUGGAUCGACAACCUUCAAUUCUGCAACAGUUGCUGCGGUUGGUGAUGGAUUUAUAGCCCAAGACCUCUGUUUCCAAAACACAGCGGGACCAGAGAAGCACCAGGCUGUGGCACUUCGUGUCGGAGCCGAUCAGUCGGCCAUAAACCGUUGUUGCAUCGAUGCUUACCAAGACACUCUCUACACGCACAGCCUCCGCCAAUUCUACAGAGACUGUUAUAUCACCGGCACGGUGGACUUCGUCUUUGGCAAUGCGGCAGUUGUGUUCCAAAACUCCCAACUAGUGGCCCGAAAGCCCAUGAGUGGACAACAGAACAUGGUGACAGCCCAGGGCCGAACUGACCCAAAUCAGAACACUGGAACCUCAAUUCAAAACUGCAAUGUCAUAGCAAGUUCGGACCUCGAGCCUGUUAAGAAGACCAUAAAAUCAUAUCUGGGCCGUCCAUGGAAAGAGUACUCCAGAACUGUGGUCAUGCAAUCAAACAUUGGUGAUCAUAUUGAUCCAACAGGUUGGUCUGUAUGGGAUGGUGAUUUUGCUCUGAAAACAUUGUAUUAUGGUGAGUACAUGAACAAAGGCCCGGGUGCCGGGACUAGCAUGCGUGUAAAGUGGCCCGGAUAUCGGGUCAUCACUAGUGCAGCAGAAGCAAGCAAGUUUACAGUAGCCGAGCUUAUACAAGGAGGGUCAUGGUUGAAGUCCACUGGUAUAGCCUAUACUGAAGGGCUGUGA
Ilex paraguariensis (yerba mate) is the source of this 1713-nucleotide messenger RNA. The record is from the annotation of a GenBank genome assembly. Lineage: Eukaryota; Viridiplantae; Streptophyta; Magnoliopsida; Aquifoliales; Aquifoliaceae.